CCGGCGUCACGUCUCUGACCUGGUAUUGUUUUCUCAGACAGACAGUGACGGCGCCAUAUUGGAGAAAAACAACCCGUUCGUUAAAACAACGAGAAAGCCUUCUAAUCGCAGCAAUGUUGUACCUUGAUGAUUACAUGGAGAUGAUCGAGCAGCUCCCCAUCGACCUGAGGGACCGCUUCACAGAGAUGAGGGAGAUGGACCUGCAGGUUCAGAACGCCACGGACCAGCUGGAGCAGAAAGUCAUCGAGUUCUUUGUCAACGCCAAGAAGAACAAACCGGAGUGGAGAGAGGAGCAGAUGGAGGUCAUCAAGAAGGUCAGAGACACACCUCACACACACUCCUUCAAAAGGAUUUAAACCUUAAACCCGCCUCACACACACACCUUAAACACA
Notothenia coriiceps (black rockcod) is the source of this 392-nucleotide messenger RNA. RefSeq names its product inhibitor of growth protein 3-like. Gene Ontology annotation, cellular component: NuA4 histone acetyltransferase complex. The transcript is spliced from 3 exons. The record is from RefSeq and is a predicted model, not a curated record. The coding region runs from base 114 to 356 and encodes 80 amino acids. Lineage: Eukaryota; Metazoa; Chordata; Actinopteri; Perciformes; Nototheniidae.